Purpureocillium lilacinum is the source of this 1425-nucleotide messenger RNA. RefSeq lists its product as uncharacterized. Gene Ontology annotation, biological process: regulation of transcription by RNA polymerase II; DNA-templated transcription. The record is from RefSeq and is a predicted model, not a curated record. Gene Ontology annotation, cellular component: nucleus. Gene Ontology annotation, molecular function: DNA-binding transcription activator activity, RNA polymerase II-specific; RNA polymerase II cis-regulatory region sequence-specific DNA binding; zinc ion binding. NCBI's taxonomy places the organism in Eukaryota, Fungi, Ascomycota, Sordariomycetes, Hypocreales, Ophiocordycipitaceae.
AUGGUUGCUCUGUACUUCAGAUUCUUCGAAUCCACCCACCGCAUCCUGCACCGACCGACGUUUGAGAGUGAGUACGCGGGCUUCUGGAGUGGCCCACAAAAUGCUCCGAACGGAGUACGCCUCAAGAUUCUUCUCGCCAUUGGGAUGGGCUCAAGCCUCCACGAAGAUGGACUCGUCGACUCUGAGCUGCGAAGCUUGGUCCACGGCUGGGUAUACGCUGCACAAACCUGGCUCUCCGGUCCAUUGGAGAAGGACCGCUUAGACAUGACUGGGCUGCAGGUCUAUUGCCUCACGUUACUUACCAGACAGAUCUUUUCCAUUGGAGGCGAUCUCGUUUGGGUGUCGACGGGAUCACUGCUGCACACCGCCAUGCAGAUUGGAAUGCAUCGCGACCCAAAACAUUUGCCUCCAAUGUCGGUUCUUCAGGCCGAAAUGCGCAGAAGACUGUGGGCAACCAUUCUCGAGAUAGCCACACAAGCCUCCUUAGACUCUGCCAUGCCUCCUAGGAUUAGUCUGGACGACUUCGACACCGAACCCCCGUCCAACAACAACGACGAUGAAAUGGACGAAUCGACAACGACCCUUGAGCCUCACCCCAAAGAUACAUACACGGCGACGUCGCUGCAAUUGCAGUUGCUGGACUCGCUUUCGACGCGUCUUGAGAUCCUCCGGCUCUUGAACUGCAUGCAUUCUCAAAUUUCGUAUCGAGAUGUGCUUAAUCUCGGCGCAAAAUUGAGUGCCGCACACCGGUCCUGCAUGAGCUCCAUGAGAUCGAACGAGACCUGUGGUGUGAGACUCUUUCACCGAAACUUGGUCGACCUCCUCUUGCGACGUUUCUUCAUCCCGAUGCACUGUCCGUUCGCCAUCGAGGCCGCAGAAAAUCCACUGUUUCAUUUUUCGCGCAAGGUCAUACUCGACACGGCCCUGGCCAUUUCCUCGCCAGAAUACGACGAAAGCUUUUCUCGACUCAUGUGCAUCGGAGGCGGCAUGUUUCGCGAGGCGAUGAGAUACGCAAUCUCGAUUCUUAGCUUCGAACUUAUUUCACAGGCGGCCGAUCAAUGUCUUGAUGGGGUGUCACAUCGUAACUUUCACCAAAUGGAGCUCCUCAAGGCCUCGGUAAGGGACAUGAAGAGCCUCUCGGCAGAGCGAAUCCGUGCUGGAGAGACAAACAUCAAAGGCCAUAUGUUUCUGAGCAUGAUCACGGCACAAGUGGAGGCGAUGGAAGCCAAUACGCCUUGUGAGUCCGCCAUCGCACGAAGCGCCAUAGCAAGCAUAGAGCAAUGCCUCGUGAUACUUCGCGAGCGGGCUUCACGGAUCUCGUGGCGGCCUCCCGACGUGGCCAGUCUCCCUUCCGCGAGUCUCGCCAGCCCUGACGCUCUUGGGCUCGACUUGGACUUUUUCCUGCCCGACAUAGACUUUGCCUAA